GGCCGAAUCGCUGGGGCGGAAGGUGAAUGCAUUGUGCGGUGUCCCCGGUGCAGAACUACUGAGGGAAAACAUCGCUGCUCCCCCGCUGAGGCUGGAAUGGAAAGUUUCAGAACCAUCGCCUAUGGAUUCGUUUUGCUAAACUGAUAUAUUUGUUAACUAAUACGCCAACCCUGCUGUUAAACAGACUGGUUGGAGGAGCAGGGAGCGGAUGGGGUGCUGGGAAACACCACUGAAAUGCACCCAGCUCUCAUUGAGGUCCCCGGCUGAAGCUGUGCUGGUGCUAAAGGUCACACCACGCAAACCAAAUUCAGCCUCCCGAGCAGGAUUAGGCUGGAAUACUUAAAGUCCGUGCUUUGAGAAGUCAGAUUCCCGUGGUCUUUUGGGGCAGGGUGGCUGUGGGUUUGCUGAAUGGAGCUGGGAGUGUUUGCUACAUAAGCAUCACUCGUAGCUCUUGGUGUGACUUUUGGCUUGGCAGGGUAGUUUUAAAGCUGGAGGUGAUGCGCUGCCAGGUGGAUGUGUGGCACAGGCAGAGCUGUGGGGCUAUGGGGGGCAGGACACCCCAAACCCUCUCUGCUUCUGUGCACCAGCAGUCCCAGCACAGGGGAUAUUUCCCCUUUCAAGUGGGGAAGCAAACGUCAGAGCUGUGCUCACGUGCAGCAGGUCUGCGUGCUUUUGCUGGCACGUCCAGAGUCAAAGUAUCACUGCCACCCUGGGUGUGACAGCAGGCUUUGGUCACCUAGCAUCAAAUACUGAUGGUGGCUGAAAGAAGCGGUGCUCGGUGCACUGCUUCCCUUUGUCUCCCACUGCUGUGCUUCAAAAAGAGAAGGAAAAAACAAACUGCUGACUCCCUCCAAAAAACCUUUCUCUGUUCUGCUCUGCUUGUGGCUGCGUGAAUAUUUGUCAGCAACAACUUUGUGGGGGAAAUGGGGCAGUUCUCUGUUUUGGGGCUCAGAGCACCUGCUGCAGGUAUGCAGCCGCACCGUGGGGCAGACAGACCCCCCCCGAGCCCUGCUCUGACUCAGUCCAGGCAGAGUGUGGAUGGGUGGUGUGAAACCUGCCUUAAAACGAGCUGGUGGAGGCAGGCGUCGAGUUUGACACCUACAGUUUGAAUUUGCUGUUUGGAGCAGUAAAAUAACCAACCUAUGUGCACUGCUGUGACUGAUUGCUUUUCGCUGUGAGCGGGGUGUGCUGUUGGUGACCCAGAGCACUUUGUCAUUUCUGCAUUCCUGGGCAAGCGUUGCUUUCAUCUCAUAAAUGCAGACACGUGGGUGAGUCUGUUCUGUGCUCGAUUAUUUCCUUUUUUUUUUUUUAAUUCUAUUUCUUUUUUAAGCUAGCAAGCCGUGCGAGCAGGAUGGAUGGGACGCUCUGUGGAGCGUGGGCUCUUCCCCCAUCCGGCAGCGAUGUCAUUCUCCAUGCAGAUGGCAUCCUCCAGUGGAAGCCACCCACAGCUUCGCUGCCUCUUGGGAGGCAUGAACUUUUCUGCUUGGCAGGAAGGAAGCUCAUAGCUCCUUAUUGACUGGAGUGAAGUGAGCAAUCAACAACGGGAGACCUUAGGAGGGAGAAGGUUCCCCAGAAGAUGGUGUAAAGCCAGCUGGCGCAGCUGCCGCCUGUGAUCUCCGUGUGUCCAGACCUCAGGGAAGACCAUGGCAGCAGCUCAGGGAGCAGGAAGCAGCUCAGCCGGGCCCCCCGGAGCCCCUGUCUCCAUCCCUGGGCACAGCAGCUCCACGGCAGUGGUGGUGUGGGAAUGGCAGGAUGAGUUUGGCCGGUGGAGGCCGUACCGAGGGGACGUGUGCAAGUUCAUUGAGCAGGGUUUCCAGGCCUCUCAGCAGAAGGGGCGGCGUUCAGGAUCAGGGCUUGUCAGCAGCAGCAUCUCUUUGGGACACGCGGAUGCUGGCUUGGCCCCCUAUGUCAUCGACAUCCCAAGCCUGACACAGUUCCGGCAGGAUACAGGGACGAUGCGGGCAGUCCGCAGGCACCUCUUUCCCAGGGACUCAGCAGCCGAGCAGGGCAUCAUCUGGGAGUGGCAGAACGAUGAACGUGGCUGGUUCCCCUACGAGAUGAACGUCUGUGUGUUCCUGGAGCAAGCCCAUGCCUCCAGCCACCAGCGGGUGGACCUCGGACCCUUAGGCUACAACUAUGAGGUCGACCUGGUGGCUCAAGUGCAGACCAACAAGACCACGAGGUUCUGCCGCAGUGUUCGGAGGCGGGUGGACAAUCCAUACCCCGUGACGGCCGCCUUGGCUCCCGUUCACACGGGGACGGGUUGCUCGUGCCAGCAGUGCUGGCUGAACGGGGGGACUGGCCCCAUCACCACGCGGUACCGACACUCCAUGACAAACUUCCCCAACUCCUCCGCUGCACCUCAGGUUUCCGGUAGGACGACAUCAGUGAGUUCUUCCGGCGUCGGCUUUGUGCCCUAUAACAAACCCGCUUUGUCUGGAGCGAGGUCAGCACCACGACUCAAUGCACAGAGCAGCUGGGCUUUUCCCCAGGCUGGAGGUGCUGUGGGCCCCAGCACAGGACUGUCCACAUCGAAUGGAGUCAGUGCUCUAAACCUCCCAGUGAAGAUGUCCAAGCCCAGCAAACUGAACCAAGCCUUGGCAGGCAUGACGGCUAUUCUGAUGUCAGCCGCUGGACUCCCCGUGCACCUCACCUGUGUGCCGCAAGCUGCCAGCACCCAUAAAGCCACUAAAAAACACAGCUCAGUUAAGGAGGGGAGGAAAGUGUCCAAGAAAGGCUGGUGGAGGAGCCUGGCUGCCUCUGUGAUGGGCCUGAUGACGGCAGCACCGACUGACCCAGAAGCAGUGGUGAGGAAGUACCUGGUGGAGGUGAAGGGUACUCCUGUGGAUGAGGACUGUAUCAUCUGCAUGGAGAAGCUGGCCUCUCCUUCAGGUUACAGUGACACUUGUGAAUGCAGAACAAUCAAGCCAGAGAUGGUCGGUCGCCUGACAAACUGCCAGCACUCCUUCCACAUGCUCUGUGUGCUGGCCAUGUACUCCAAUGGAAACAAGGAUGGCAGCUUGCAGUGCCCCUCCUGUAAGACCAUCUAUGGAGAGAAAACUGGUACUCAGCCCAAAGGAAAAAUGGAGGUCUCCACUUUCCCUCAAUCCCUCCCUGGUCACAGGGACUGUGGGACAAUCCAGAUCGUGUACCACAUCAGCAGAGGCAUUCAGGGCCCUGAGCACCCCAACCCAGGGAUGCCUUACACAGCAAGAGGCUUUCCUCGCUAUUGCUACCUACCAGACAAUGAGAAGGGCAGAAAGGUCCUGGAGCUCCUGAAGGUGGCCUGGAACAGACGCUUGAUUUUCACGGUGGGCACCUCCAACACCACUGGUGAGAGCAACACGGUGGUGUGGAAUGAGAUCCACCACAAAACAGAGAUGGACACAAACCUGAGUGGCCACGGCUACCCUGACCCCAACUACCUGGACAAUGUGCUGGCAGAGCUGGCUGCCCAGGGUGUCACCGAGGACUGCCUGAGAAAAUGAGUGGUGUUGAGGGGCUCAGCUGGGCUGUGCACAUCUCUGUGGCCCACUGCCCAGGGGCCCACCCAGUGCACUUAUUCUUGUUGCCUUAAGUUCCUGUGUCUGACUGUCCGUCACACUAAGCAAUAACACUGUCAUGUGGGA
Messenger RNA from Gallus gallus (chicken), 3629 nucleotides. It is a transcript of the gene DTX2, whose product is annotated as deltex E3 ubiquitin ligase 2. Gene Ontology annotation, biological process: Notch signaling pathway; protein ubiquitination. NCBI's taxonomy places the organism in Eukaryota, Metazoa, Chordata, Aves, Galliformes, Phasianidae. Gene Ontology annotation, cellular component: nucleoplasm. The record is from RefSeq and is a predicted model, not a curated record. Gene Ontology annotation, molecular function: zinc ion binding; ubiquitin protein ligase activity. Bases 1644 to 3488 code for a protein of 614 amino acids. The transcript has 11 exons.